Rotaria sp. Silwood1 is the source of this 1422-nucleotide messenger RNA. Lineage: Eukaryota; Metazoa; Rotifera; Eurotatoria; Philodinida; Philodinidae. The record is from the annotation of a GenBank genome assembly.
AUGUUUUUUAUUUGCUAUGCAAUAUUAAUUAUACAAUAUUUAGUUGGUAUUAAUGCAAAAUGGGUAAUUGAUGCUAAUUCUUCAAUUCUCGAUGAAAUUCAAAAAAAUCCAUCAAUUGGUUAUUUAAUAAAAUUUCAUGCUCCAUGGUGUGGACAUUGUAAACAUUUCGAACCUGUUUAUGAAGAAAUAGCCAAAGAAGUCAAUGAUUUAUCAACAACUGUUGAUGACUUAAAAAAUAUUCGUAUUGUACGUCUUGAUGCAACUGUUUAUUCUGAUGUUGCUAAUUACUAUGAUAUACGUGGCUAUCCAACAGUAAAGUUUAUUCGUGGUUCACAAAUAAUUCCAUAUGAAAAUGAACGAUCAAAAUCAGCUGUUUUAAGCUUUUUAAAACGAGUUAAUGGACCAUCAUUACGAUGGAUAUCAUCAAUAGAUCAAUUUAAUGAAAUACGUAAUGAACAUGAAGUUUUCUUUUUACUUGUUACAACAACAACCACAAAUGAAGAUGAUCAAUUAAUAAAAGAAUAUAAUGAGAUUAUUAAUCAAUAUAUAAGUCAAGCUUAUUUCUAUGCAACAAAUGUAUCAAUUAUUCAAGAAACAUUUUUUUCAAAAUAUGAAUCCGAUGAUGAAUCACAAAUAUUUGCUAUUAAAAAAGAAGAAUUUUAUUUAUAUAAACCAGAUGAUUAUAAGAAUAGUUUAGAAGAAUUUAUUCUUAAAGAAAAAAUUCCUACUUUUCUACAAGUUUCAGCUGGAAAUAUAUAUGAUUUAAUUUUAACAAAGAAAAUUAUUGUUAUUUAUGGAUUUAAUGAACAACCAGAACUAACUGAUCAAAAUGCUAGAAGAAUUGAACUCAAAUCUCAAAUCCAUAGUUAUGUAAUUAAGCACACUUCAACACUUCACAAUACAUUCCAAUUUGCAUGGUCAAAUGACCUUGAUUUACUUAGUAAUAUUGCUGUAUGGACACUGGAAGGACCACUUUUAUUUCUCUAUGAUAGUAUUCAUCGUAAAUAUGGUAUUUAUCCAUUACCAUCUAUGAUUAAUCAAAAUAUUAAAAUAGAAUCUAUUCUUGAUUAUGUUAUUUCUAAUUAUUCACAAAUUAUCCGGGAAACAGGUAAUGCAUGGACAAAACGUUUAGUUCGUCCAUUUUGGGAAAUCUAUCGAACAAUUAUGGCAAUGUUUAUCGAAGCCCCAGCUAUUUCCAUGCUUGUUCUCGGACUUCCAGCUUCUGCUGUAUCGAUCGUCUGUUAUUGUUUAUGUUGUUUACCAAAUGAAACAUUGAUGAAUGAUACAGAAAUUCCUGAUGAGAUAGAAGAAUAUGAUGAAAGUAUUGAACACAAUGAAGAAGAUGAUGAACAUGAUAUAUCAACAUUACCAAUAACACCCGAUGAUAAACAGAAAACAAAUAUAGAAAAAAAAGAAGAUUAG